Molecule: messenger RNA, 1197 nt
Organism: Coprinopsis cinerea okayama7#130
Lineage: Eukaryota; Fungi; Basidiomycota; Agaricomycetes; Agaricales; Psathyrellaceae
Product: TKL/TKL-ccin protein kinase
Exons: 8
Coding region: 1-1197 (398 amino acids)
Biological process (GO): protein phosphorylation
Molecular function (GO): protein kinase activity; ATP binding
Source: RefSeq, a predicted model, not a curated record
AUGAAGGGUUUAAACCCCAAUCUGGUGGCAGCGAAGAAAGCCGUGGAAAGGGAACUUACUCUCAUUCGUGGACGGAUGGACAAAUGGAGUCGAAUGGGCAAGAUCAAAAGUUUCCUGAGCCAGGAUGACGUUUCUCGAGAAAUCAUGGAAUGCCAUACGGCCAUCUCAGAUUGCAUUUCCAAAUUCCAACUACAAUCUCAGAUUGAGAUAUUCGAAUGGCAGAAGGAGCAUGAAGCCAACACGCGUUUGGACCACCAAGAGCUCGCUAUGGGGGAAAACAAACAGAUCGCCGAGGCAAUCCAACAGGGACUAUCCCUCAACCUCUACCAGCUACAAAAACAAUCCUCUGAACUACUUCCCAACCGCAACCUCAGUUCCGGAGAGGUCAAGCGAAUUGGAGAAUUCCCCGUGGCGGGCACGGCGACUAUGGACAUUUACGAAGGACUCUACCUCGGGAAGGAAAAGGUGUCCAUGAAGGCCAUCAGAGCCAUGAAAGCGGAUGAGAAAUCGCGGCAUCGGUUCAAUCGAGAGGGUGAAAUUUGGGCUAAAGUUUGGCAGAAAGAUAGAGGCCAAUACAUUGUUCCGUUCUAUGGAUUCUGUCAAACGGACGGUCCCUUUCCAUACAUGGUCAGUCCAUGGCAAGAGAAUGGCGACGCCUUGACGUACGUCAAAGCCAAUGACCAUAAAAUUAACUACAGAGACUUUAUCAAACGCAUUGCCCUCGGCGUCCAAGUUCUGCAUACAUGUGAUCCUCCCAUUGUCCAUGGGGACAUCAAGUCUCGUAAUAUCCUGAUCAACGAGGAGGGACAUCCCAGACUUACCGACUUUGGUCUAUCCCAGAUCAUUAACGAUGUAUCUGGUACCCCAUUCACCCAGAGCAGCAUCGUGGCAGACUCGUUCCGUUACUUCGCGCCUGAAGUCUGCCAGGGCGGAGGGAAAAUGUCUACCAUGUCUGAUAUGUAUGCCCUCGGCAUGACAGUCCUCGAGAUCCUCACUCACCAGCAGCCGUAUCGAAGAGUCAAGCACCAUACUGAGGCCGUCUUGAAAGCUGCGCGAGGCAUCAAGCCAGAUCAGCCAAGAGAAGAGGAGGUCAAGGCUCGAGGUCUGGACGACGAUAUGUGGACUCUGUUGCUUCAGUGCUGGUCACUGACACCAGAGGCACGACCGUCGAUUGAAGAGUUCAUUGCCCGGCUAUGA